GUAACUAAGAUAACUAAGUGUACAGACUGAUUGACAGAGUGGAUGACUAAGAUAGGGAGCACCAUACUGUAUUUCAUUCAGGACUUGGGAGAUGAUGGAUGAAAAAGAGCAGAGCAGCUGGUAUUUCAUCUAACACAGAAGAUCACCUCUAUCCCCUUACUAAAGAGAGAGAACUUUCCGGCUAUGCUGCCUUUCUACUAGCGCCCGUCUGCGUCCACAUCUACAGUACAUGCUUCCCGUGUUUUUCAUAUUGAAUUAUAUUUCCUCAUAUUACUAAUUUAAGAAAAGUUCAGACUUUCAGAAUCUCUUUGACCAUGGGGGAGGAGGUGAAAAAACGUCCCAUCAUUGCUGGCAGAGAGAAAGGGCCAGGACCCGGCCGCUACUCUCUGCCACCAACCAUUGGUUUCAUCGGCCAUGAUUUCACAAAGACAACCAGUCCAGCUUACUCUUUUCAUGGUACAAUGUGCAACAACUUGUACUGUGUUGACUCCAGUCCUGGGCCUCAGUAUUAUAUUGAUGCAAAAAUGACCCGCUUCGGCAGGGAUGGAAAUCCUGCAUACUCCAUGCUGGGUAGAGUGAGAGGAUCAUCAAGAAAGUUCCCACCAACUUCAGAGAUUUUCCAGACUCCUGGACCAGGGGCAUAUAGCCCUGAGAAUGCUCCACCAUGCAACGCCCAGCGUAAACCUCCAUCCUACACCAUGGGCUCACGCACCCGCUACCGUACCAUUGACUCAGUGCCUGCCCCCAACACGUACUCUCUUCCUCCACUCAUGGGGCCCCAUAUCCCUACCAAGCCAGCCAGUGCCAGCUUUACCAUCUCAGGGCACUGCAAGUCAGGGGGUCCGUCAGAGGACCUAUCCAAAACCCCAGGCCCUGGUAGAUACAACAGUACAGAUCCAAGUGUCUACCUGCCCAGGAAACCAGCUUUCUCCAUUCUGGGUCGCCAUGGCCUCCCCAACAACAGCCCUCUGAAGCCUGGUCCUGGAACCCAUAACCCCGAGAAGGUGACUGUCCACAAGCCUCGGGCCCCAGCUUUCUCUUUGGGUGUCAGACACUCUGAAUUUGUCACUCCACUUGUGGUCAAUGUAGCUGACUGAAAAUCACUUCUCACUGUCACCUCCAAAGUUGUUGGCACCCACAAAAAGAUGAGCAAAAAAGUCUGUUUAGAAUGGAACACAAACAUGGACAGAAUCCUCCAUAAAUAAUCUUUCCACAUCCUCAAACCACAGGUUUUCACUGAGAUUCCAAAAUGUUGAUUUUGUGGUCAAUUAACUACUUUUGCCUCCUGUACAAUCUUCCUCAAUAGGGGGCCUGGAAGCUGUCUAUUGUUAAACCAGGCAGGUUUAACACUGUUCCAUCAGUUAUGUACUUCUUAUUGGUUUCCAUAAGUGAUAGAUAUAGAUUUU
Esox lucius (northern pike) is the source of this 1406-nucleotide messenger RNA. It is a transcript of the gene cimap1d, whose product is annotated as outer dense fiber of sperm tails 3-like 2b. The record is from RefSeq and is a predicted model, not a curated record. NCBI's taxonomy places the organism in Eukaryota, Metazoa, Chordata, Actinopteri, Esociformes, Esocidae. Gene Ontology annotation, cellular component: cytoskeleton. The transcript has 4 exons. The coding region runs from base 315 to 1097 and encodes 260 amino acids.